AUGGCAGACACAGCAGCUGCCCCUAGGUCUCAUCGUCCCUAUGACUCAAAGCUUGGAAUAGUCACAGGUGGCUCUCGAGGCAUUGGUGCGGCUGUUGCUGCGAGACUCGCUGCAAAAGGAUGCAAUCUUCUCCUUGUUUACACCACCAACUCGUCCACGGAACUAGCUAGAAAUCUAUGCGGCGAGCUAUCAUCUCUACACAGAAUUCAAUGUAUUGCAGUACAGGCCGAUUUAGGCGAGCCAUCCGAAGCGUCUUCCAAAAUCGUUGAGGCUGCACGUCGCCUUCAUAAUUCAUAUAACUCAGACAAGCCCUUCCAAAUCGAUAUACUAAUCAACAAUGCCGGCGUCUCAUCUAACCAGCAUAUGAAUGAUGAAAGACAUGGAAAAAUCCAAGACGCUGAGUUUCACCGCGUCUAUAACGUCAACGUCUUGGCCCCUCUCCUCCUAACCCAGGCUGUCGCCCCGCAUCUUCCCACAAACCGCGCGGGCCGCAUUGUCAACGUUUCCAGUGUAUCUUCGUCUAUCGGGUAUCAGGGCCAAUCUGUUUACGCAGGGAGUAAAGCGGCCUUGGAAGCAAUGACGCGGACCUGGAGUCGUGAGCUGGCUACUCGUGCUACAGUCAACGCGGUCAAUCCCGGGCCUGCUUGGGGAGAUAUGUACGCAGCCGCGGGACAGACUUUCUGGAACAUAAACCAGCCUUAUGUUGACGCAGCCCCAUUGGCGCAGUACAACGGCGAACCGGAGGUUUUGGCUAUGGCCGGGACUGAUGCUGAGCGGUUUGAUCGAACUGUACGUGAGAACAUGGGUUAUCGAAGGCCCGGGUUUACGACCGAAAUCGCCGGUACAAUUGAUAUGCUCUGUUCAGAAGAGAGUGGGUGGACAACAGGAAGUGUAAUUUGUGCGAACGGAGGCAUGAAAAUGUCAAUUGCUUAG
Messenger RNA from Fusarium fujikuroi IMI 58289, 933 nucleotides. RefSeq names its product related to 3-oxoacyl-[acyl-carrier-protein] reductase. The transcript has 2 exons. Lineage: Eukaryota; Fungi; Ascomycota; Sordariomycetes; Hypocreales; Nectriaceae. The record is from RefSeq and is a predicted model, not a curated record. Gene Ontology annotation, molecular function: oxidoreductase activity, acting on the CH-OH group of donors, NAD or NADP as acceptor. Bases 1 to 933 code for a protein of 310 amino acids.